AUGUUUACUGAACAAAGGGUAGAGCAUAUUGCAGGCUCGUCCUCUUCGCUGUUGUUUCGGCCAUUUUGAUCGUGGUUCGAAAUAAAACAGAAGCUCUAAAAAUGGCUCCCAAAGUGGAAAUGGCAGUCGGCCUGCAAAAAGGCCACAAAGUUACUAAGAACGUUACAAAGCAGAAACCAUCACGAAGAAAGGGGGCAUGCAAUAAGAGAGUAAAGUAUGUCCGUGAUGUURUCAGGGAAGUGGUUGGCUUUGCUCCUUAUGAAAAGAGAUGUAUGGAGUUGCUMCGUAUCGGCAAGGACAAGAGAGCACUGAAAUUCUGUAAAAAGAGGCUUGGAACUCAUGUCCGUGGAAAGAGAAAGCGUGAAGAAAUCUCAGGUGUCCUGGCUCAGAUGAGGAAACAGCAACAUUAAAUUACUAUGACAUUAAUAAAACUGCCAUUUUCUUGCAAA
Messenger RNA from Actinia tenebrosa (Australian red waratah sea anemone), 449 nucleotides. RefSeq names its product large ribosomal subunit protein eL36. NCBI's taxonomy places the organism in Eukaryota, Metazoa, Cnidaria, Anthozoa, Actiniaria, Actiniidae. Gene Ontology annotation, biological process: translation. Gene Ontology annotation, cellular component: ribosome. The record is from RefSeq and is a predicted model, not a curated record. Gene Ontology annotation, molecular function: structural constituent of ribosome.